Messenger RNA from Paramecium pentaurelia, 1213 nucleotides. The record is from the annotation of a GenBank genome assembly. Lineage: Eukaryota; Ciliophora; Oligohymenophorea; Peniculida; Parameciidae.
AAUGUUAAAACUAGCUCUUUGUGUAUUGUUGGUGCUUGGUGCAACAGCCAUCAAUGUCUAAUCCUCCAUCUGGACUAAUCGUGACUAAAAGGCUCUUGCUUAAAUUCACUCAUCUGGUUGGGGAAAGUUCAUUUUGAAUUAUGCUGAACUCCAUAUGUCAACAGGAGGUAUUCUCUCUGAACUCAAUAGCGAAAUUGAAAAACUCGUAAACUUAUAUCAUUAAUAAUUAAGGUUGGUGAAUUAGAAGAAGAAUUAGCUGGAGUUCAUCACGAAUUUAACAGAAGAACUGACGUUCAUAACAGAGAAGUAUCAAGACUUGAAUAAGAAAUCUAAGACAAAGAAAGAGGUACCCAUUCUUUUUGAUCCUUUUUAGAACUCUUCAAUGCUCAUGAUUUCUAUGAUAAUGUCCUUAUCCCAUAAAGAGAUAGAUUUGCUGCCUAACUUGAAUAAUUAUAAGAAAACAUUGCCCAUAACAGAUAAACUCUUGAAUAAGCAACAGUCUAAAGAGAAAAUGAUCACGAGACCUUUGAAGCUGAAGUUGCAGAACAUAAUGAUGCUAUUAGUGCCAUUGAUGAAUGUCUCUAAUUAUUGAGCACAAUCACAGCCCCAUCUCUUGCUUAAAUCAAGAAGGUUUAAAAGAACCUCACCAAAAUCCAAAACUCAUUGAAAAAGCACAACUAAUUCCAAAUCUUUGUUAAAGUACUUUUGGAAAUCACAGUUGAAUCUAACUUUGCUGAUUAAGGUGCUCUCAGAGAUGUAAAAUAUAUUUUCAUUCUUAGAUUGUUGUAGCUUUCAAUAACUUGAGAGUUGAAUUAGUUGAUUCUCUCAACUAAAUCACAGCUGAUGAAGCUUAAGCUGUUGCUGACUUCAAUGCAUAAGUUGCCUAAUUGAACUAAGAGCAUGCUGAAUUCUAAAGAGCUGUUGUUGUAAAGAAUGCUGAAAUCGAAGCCAAUGCAAGUACUAUUUACAUAUCUAAUUCAUUUAGCCAAGAUUGAAUAAACCCUUGACCUUAUCGAUGAACUCGAUGCUGAUUUAGCAACCCUCAAUGGAUAAUUAUAAGCUGAAAAUGAUGACUAUGCCUUUGCAACUGACGUCUACAAUUCAACCGUUGCAGAAUACAACAAAGAAAUCAAUGCUGCCAACCAAGCCUUAGAAUUGCUUAACUAACCAAGAUUUUAAGAUUAUGUUAAAUCAUAACUCAAAGGAGCAUGAU